Molecule: messenger RNA, 4691 nt
Organism: Oncorhynchus gorbuscha (pink salmon)
Lineage: Eukaryota; Metazoa; Chordata; Actinopteri; Salmoniformes; Salmonidae
Product: WSC domain-containing protein 1-like
Exons: 10
Coding region: 2470-4215 (581 amino acids)
Source: RefSeq, a predicted model, not a curated record
ACACACACACACCACCCCUCUCCAUCCAAUCUAGUAUUGAAUGGGGUAUUCAGUGGGCUGUUUGUGUGAGCUGAUUUGUGUUCCAGGGUGGAUCACAAGCUACAGCCUCCUGGGCAUUUGAGUUCAGCAGCUGGGGCCAUGGUAGGAAAAGGGGAAUGGUGGAAGGUUGCAAGGGAGAAUGGUUGGAGACUAGUUGUCAGGGUUGGGAAAAUGGAGGCGGAAAUGAAUGUGUCAGAGGAUCAGGUAUUAUGCCAACAUGCCACCAGUCACAUGUGGAGUAGACAGAAGACAAACAUGUCCUCCUCAAAGCCAUAACUGGCUAUAUAAAGGAUGAAGGAAAAAACAACAACUUUGUGCUAUGUUGGAUCAUAGAUUUACAAAAAUAUUAAUCUUCAAUACAAAUUCAAUAGAAGACCCAGUAGGGGAUUCAUACCAUUUCCAACAUCAGCUAUAGACAGAUGAAGCAAAAUAUUACAACAGAACAUUCUGUAACUGCAGUUAAAGCUUUCUGCUAAACACACUUGCAGGUAUAAACAUGUGUUCUUCAAUAAAUACACUACAAGUAUCGUUGCAGCAGAUCUUGGUGCAGAUACUCAUUCUUUACACAUGGAUCCAUUUGAUUUCAGUAGUCAAUAAAAAAGUGUUCAGGAUGUGGCAUUUGCAAUCAUUUUUGCAGCCAUUUAUUGAGUGUUUUUUAGUGACUGUGGCCUGUUUAUGGCUUGGCCCAUCAUUCUGCAGAUGGAAAUGAAAAACAAAGUGUAAAUAACCCAAUAUGUUCCAUUUACUAACAAAAUAUUAAUGCAGCACUACAUAUAUAUCCCUUGCUGGCUGGCUCUUAAAGGAUUGGUAAGUGCCGGCCGUGGACCACUCUCAGGAGUGGCUGAGUGUAUUCCACACAGGUCACGAAUGCAGAGGCUGUCCUUGGUUUAGCAUAGUCUUGGCUCAUACCCUAAAAUCUGGGUCAGAAUUUACAGAAAUAUAUACAUACAAAUAACUUAUUCUCUUGGACUGAUGCUUCUGUCUUAUAAAAACAAAUACAUUUAUAUAAAUUUGGUCACAAAAAUAAAAUAAUUUGCAGAAAUGCCACAGUAAGGUUUAUUUAUUGGAAAAAACAAAAUUCAAACUGGCAAAAUGUACAAGAUUGUCUAAGAUGUGAAAGUAGGCUAAAGCAUAUGAAAGGGCGCUUACUCUGGAGCUUAACUAUGUUUAUGAUCAUCACCUCGUCUGUACUGCACCUGAAGACAGUCCGUGGGUUCCAGGAAGUAUGGAGCAACAUGAAAAGAAAAACAAAGAAGAGCAACUAAAGAAGCGCCUCAGUGCUUGCCUGGGGCAAGGCAGUUCCUCUGAGGCGAGGCAGUUCCUCUGAGGCAAAACAAAUAAAAUGUGUAAGAGGGAGCUCUGUCUGGCAUAUCAGGAUAUGAAUUUGGAUGAAAAUUUGAGAGAUUUGUCCGACCCUGCAAGAGAUUUAUCUUGUCCUGAAACUUAUUAAGAGAUUUGGCUGGUUUUUGGAAGGAUAAAUGUAUCUGUCUGUAAAGGCUCUCUUAGUCACGACAGUGCUUUAUUGCCAGCCUUCCUAUACUUCUUGAAUCUGGUUUUAAAGUUUAUUCUCCUUUUCAAAGUAGCCUAUUUUGAAUGUGAUUAAUGCCUCAAAUUGUAAAGUCCUGGUUAAAAUGUGCUUUGUUUGAGAAAUAAUCUACAUUCAUUAGUGAAAGGUUUAGCUUUAAACUGCAGGGUUCCUAUGUUUUAUUAAUUUUCAAGAAAGAAGAUGCAACCCACAACUCAGUGGAAAACUGGCAUUACCUCUAUAAUGAAACACAAGGUUUAAAAGUCUUGUAUGGCCCAGUUGAGAUUGACGAUUGCAAUCUGGUUCCUGCAAAUACAAGUAUGUUAUUGCUGAAAGGGAGGGGGUUGAAAAGCUGACUGAGCUAAAUGUGUUUACCUCACACUGUUGGUUCAUGUCAGAAAGUAAUGGAUUAGAUGAUGACACAGAGAAUCUCGCAUUGUGGGGGAAAUAAGUCAUUCUUGUAAAAAAAACACAGAAUGUCAUCACUGGGUAACGCUACUAAAACUAUUAUUUUUGUGAAGGAAAACUUGCAUCUGCUAGUUACUCUAUAAACUCAUGAAAAUAAUGUUUCUCUAAGCUUAUUUCCAUUCCACUCUGGUCUCCCUUGGUGUUGGCGAGAAAGAAAGCCACCACAUGUCAAGCCUUUGUUUUGGACUGGGCCGUAUUCCAAAGCUGAGUCUGAGAUGAAGUUUCAUCUUUGAGGAUAAGAAGAGAAAGCUGAACCUUGACCUCAUUCAGACUGCCUUCCAUUGGCUCUGGAGAAGGUGGGCUGAAUCAUCCUGAUUCAAGAGGCUGUGUCUUCGCAUUACAGUCAAGAUACGUACAGCAACAAGCUAUGGAGCGGAACCUCUUGCUUGAGUGGAUCAUGGUCGAGCCAGCGGCAGGCUGAGAUAAAGAGGGGAUCGAUGGCCAAGCCCCUCUACAGACUGCAGCAUUUCCUCCGGAGGACCCAGCUGUUCCUGCUCUUUCUGGGUGUGGCCUACAUCAUGGCAGGGAGCGUCCUGCUGCUCCAACGGGCCAACCUGGUGGUGUCCCAGCGAGGGGCCACCAGCCCGCCACUGUCCUCCCUGCCCUCCUUACCCUCACCACCCUGGGCCCUGGGGAUGCCACCCGUGAGGCUAGGAGGCUCCGGGGGCAGGAGCUCACAGAUCAUGUCCAGGGGACAGGGGUACCAGCCUGGGAGCCCGUUGGAUGACAGGACUGGAACACGCUGGCUCAUGUCGAGGAAUCUGGAGAUCCGACACCUGCGGCGGCGCUGGUUCCACAGCCUGAUGACGGAGAAGGAUGUGUCACAGGUGGAGAGGAGCACCCCCAGGAGGAAUGUGCCUCAAAAAGGUUCUUACAUGGGCUGCUUCCUGGACAAUUCCAAGGAGCGGGCUUUGAGAGGAUCUGUAUCCACUGAUUUCCGCAAAAUGACCAGCACCAUGUGCCAGGAUACCUGCUCAGCGAGUGGCUACCAGUUUGCUGGUCUGGAGUAUGGGUCGGAGUGUUACUGUGGCAACCACAUCACCAGCCUGCGUGUGAGAGACGAGGAGUGUAACUUGGACUGUAAAGGGGAGAAAGGCUCCCCCUGUGGAGGUGUUGGGCGCCUGUCAGUGUUCACGGUGGAGGAUGUGCUUCCAGGCCAGAGGAGAUACAGGAACGUGCGUUACCGCGGCUGCUUCAGGGAGCCUGAGAACAGCUCCUCUACAUCUCUGGUCCAUGUGCUCCAGCCCAACCUCACCUCCCAGUCCUGCAUAGAGGCCUGCAUGAACAAGGAGUUUCCUCUGGCUAUGCUGAGGAGUUCGGACUGUUUCUGUGGUUACGCUACUCCUGACUUCACUCUCCAUGAGCCGGCUGAGGAGGAGCACUGUUCACAGAGCAACACCACUGAAGCUUCCUUACCAUCAACCCUCCAGCACUUCUACCAGGUCUAUCAGACACCUGUCCAAGACUCCAGAUGCACAGAGAGGAAGUUCCUACCGGAGAAGUCCAGUUCAUUGGUAGCGCUCUCCAGCUUCCCAGGAGCAGGCAACACCUGGGUCAGACACCUCAUAGAGUUGGCCACAGGGUACUACACAGGCAGCUACUACUUUGAUGGAACCCUUUACAACAGAGGCUUCAAAGGCGAGAAGGAUUACUGGAAGAGUGGUCGGACCAUCUGUGUGAAAACACAUGAGAGUGGGAAGAGAGAGAUAGAGAUGUACGACUCUGUCAUCCUGCUGAUCAGGAGCCCGUACCGUUCCCUCAUGGCUGAGUUCAACAGGAAGUGUGCAGGACAUCUGGGAUACGCCUCUGAUCAUCACUGGAAGACCAAAGAGUGGCCUGAGUUUGUAGGCAGCUACGCCUCCUGGUGGGCGUCGCACGUACUGGACUGGCUGCGGUUCGGCCGGCGAGUCCUAGUGGUCCACUUUGAGGAACUCCAGACAGCGUUGGUGCCCCAGCUACGAUCCAUCACCUCCUUCCUCAACACCACAGUGACAGAGGACAAACUGCUGUGUGCCGAGAGCAACCAGGAUGGACACUUCAAACGUUCCGGGGUCCGGCAGCCCACCUUCGACCCGUUCACACCCGACAUGAGAGGACUGAUAGAUGGACUGAUCCAUGCGGUGGACCAGGCUCUCCGGGACAGCAACCACACAGGCCUUCCACUGGAGUACCUGCCCAGAUGAUGGACAGCUAAACUCUGAUAACCCUGAUCUCCACCUCGUCCACUACCCUGUCCCUCCUCGGUUUACACUGCCUUUUAGCUGUGGUGGCACGGAUGGAUGGGUACCCCCUAUCCAACCCAAGAGAAAGUGUUUCAUUUCAGGAGCGUGCCAUGCAAAGGAAACAUAGUCAUAUACACAGAGGCUAUUCUCACAGAACACUUUCUAUGUUUUAGAAGCACUGGUUUAUCAAAGAACUGUCUUUCUGUUUUAGAAUUGUUAGGCUUUUUGGGACAUUGCCUCAUUGGGGGUGAACUUAUAAGUGUACCAAACAAUGGAAACGGUUUCCUCUGUUUUAAAUCAACUCUAAAUAAAUCGAACAUCCUAUAAGAACUAUAGGCUACAUCCUGUGGUUCAACCCACUUUUGAAUUUGAUUAUUGUGAUUAAAAUAUACAAACUAUAUAUUGGAUUACAACAUAAUAAAGUGACAUUUAAAUGA